Anopheles arabiensis is the source of this 6454-nucleotide messenger RNA. RefSeq names its product gremlin-1-like. Gene Ontology annotation, biological process: animal organ morphogenesis. Gene Ontology annotation, molecular function: BMP binding; receptor ligand activity. Bases 1353 to 2225 code for a protein of 290 amino acids. The transcript has 3 exons. The record is from RefSeq and is a predicted model, not a curated record. Lineage: Eukaryota; Metazoa; Arthropoda; Insecta; Diptera; Culicidae.
GCGGUUACAAGCGUCUCGCGUUCGUUCAUUUCAUUCAUUGCUGGUUUACCUCUCGAGCCGUGCGGACGUGUCUGGUGGUUGUCGCUCGUCGUCGUAGGUUUGUGGUCCCGGUUUCGGUGUUGUGCCAAACAGUUUUUACGCUUACGCUCAGCGGGUUGUUAGCUUGCAACAGCGUUUCGUUUCGGUUUCGAUACUGCAGUCCCGCGUGUGUGAGUCUGUGUAAUUACUCUGUCGUGCUUUAAAAAAACAAGAACAAGUGCUCCCACAAAUGGUGCCAAGAUAGAAAUGGUGAUGGUGCUUCCGCUUUCACUGCACUGCAUUUCCCAAAAGGAGUGCCUAGCGUUCAAUUAUUAACAAAAAAAAAAUGAAGUGAAUAUCGCCCAAAGUCGCCAAAAUACUCUGGUGCGUUGCGCGGCCGGCUCGCGUGUUGGAGGGCACAACGUGCUCGCUUGUUCAUCGCCCCGUGUCUCUGUGUGUGUAUGUGUGCGUUUGUGUAAUUGUUCUGUGUGCUUAAAAUUCUAAACAAUUGCUCCACCCCGCGCGUCCGCUUAUCACGGUCAGUCACGGAAAACCGGAUCGCACAUUCCGGUAGCAUUGCUGCUGGCGCCAACUUCCGUCCAUAUUUCCGAACCGAACCGGAGAGAGCGCAGUUUUAUUAGGCGCCCCCGGGAGGCCGUUUGAUGAUUUAUAUCGCACAGCAAUAUAAAUAAACCCGCCCGACCCGACUAACCGUAACCCGACCCGCUCAAGAAGGUCCGGAGAAAAAAGAGACAGGGAGAGGGGCAGAGUGUUUGUGUGCGUGUUUUAGUGGCGAAACUUUUCUCUCUCGGCGUAAAGAAAAAAAAACAUAAUUGCAAACAUAACAGUCGUUGAUCCAGGGAGCAGUGAGAAUCCUGUGCUCUCGAUCGAUCUAGCGUGGUUCUGUCGUUCUCUGUGUGCAGAAAGUUCUUUACCCCAUCUCGAGUCUAGCAUCCCAGUCUCCAGAGUGAAAACGGACGUCUUACUCUUCGUCCCUAAUCGACCCCCCACCACCCACCCAAAAGCGCAUCGCGUUGAAACGUCACGCCAGAGCGUUGUGCGCGCCGCUUUUUCCCACGUUGACGCCAUCCGAGAGUGAUGCAAUUGUGGUGCUGAAUUGUGGUGCUUUGCCCAUCCCCGUACGUUGUCCAACUGGCAGCAGCAGCAGCAGCAGCAUCCUACUCACCCAGCUAGAAAUAUUUCCAACCCCGUCGGCCGCAACGCCGCAACACACGGUCGGCAGACACGAACGCGCGUGGGGCGGCGAUCACGGUUUUUUGCGAGACUUUAUCAUCAUCGCUUAGUGUGGUGCCCCGUUGAACGGAACGUUCAAGAUGAAUCUAAUGAUGAAGCUGCUGGUGCUACUAUCGCUUCUGCUCGUCCACUCGUCCGGCCACCGGAUACAGCUGUCCGACUCGAUCCUGGACAUCAUCAACACCCGGCACGUCGAGCAGAUACUGGCCGAACGGCGGGCGAACGCGUCGCGCGAAAACGAAAAGCGCUACCUCGUCCAGAAUGACCUCGACGAGGACGUUACCGAGGACGGUGCCGACCUGUACCAAACGCCCGAGGUGGCGCUCGACUUCGAUUUUCACGGCCGGCGCCAAGGUGGUCACGGAUCGCGCCACUCCGGUUCGCCCGGCCAUGGCCCUGCGCUCCCGCACAACGGAUCCGGCGGCAGUGCAUCGUCGUCGUCGUCGUCGUCGGGCGAUCUGCUUGCCGAUCUGCACGCCUACCGGGGCGACAAGCUGCUGAAGUCGAGCAAGAACGCACUGCUGGUCACGCGCAAGGAGUAUCUGAAGAAGGACUGGUGCAAGACGGAACCGCUGGUGCAGCGGAUCCGGGAGGAGGGCUGCCUCAGCCGGACGAUCGUGAACCGCUUCUGCUACGGCCAGUGCAACUCGUUCUACAUCCCGAAGUCGCCGAAGCGCAGGCGCCACCACGCCGGCAAACCGACCGUCUCGAGCUACUCGGUCACCAGCCGGCGGGACCUGGCGGACGGGGGUGGCGUCGGCGGGGGCGGUGGCGGCGACUUCGAGGACGAGGAUCUGACCGGGCCGGCGUUCCGCUCGUGCGCCUUCUGCAAGCCGAAGAAGUUCACCUGGAUGACGGUGACGCUGCGCUGCCCGUCGCUCGUGCCGCAGCUGCGGCGGAAGCGCAUCCAACGCAUCAAGCAGUGCAAGUGCAUCGCCGAACCGCUGAACUAAGAGAUGGGCGUCUGUGUGUGUGCGUGAAAGAGAAGCGUGUAUGAGAGUGUGUACGUGUGUGUCCGGCAGAGUGAAGGUUAGGGUUACGUUUUGAUUAGUAUUAUUGUUCGUACGUAGGCAGUAGCUGUUACUAUUAUGUUUUGCCGUCGUUGUUUCCAACCCCGAGCCCGAUCCAAUCUCCCCACCUUCCAGGCAUUUGUGCACUUUGGAGCCAUCGUGCAUCCAAUUGGAAUGCGUAGGGAAACGGGGUGCCGGGGAAGGGGGUGGAAUUUUUAAACCAUAAAGCGCGCUGCUAUCACCAUUUUAGAAUUUAGUUUGGAGCCAUCUUUGUUGUGAAAGGUGAGGGUUAUGUUGUUGUUUCGUUUUUAUUGCUGUACGAUAUGAACCAAGCAGAGCAGAGAGCGAGAGAGGGAGAGAGGGAGAGAAGAGUAGGGAUGGCAGGAGACACGAAACGAACUGGAACAUCCUUGUCAGUUAGCCCCCAUUCCAUCCCUCUCGAAUGGGGCGCGCUGGCCAACCUUCCAUUUACGUCCAUUUGCGCACGAGUACGAGGCGUUUGUUUUUGGGACGUUUGGGCCGAAGAUAAAGUUACCGCGAAGUGGUGGGCCGCGCCGCAGAAACCACACCGUUGGACAUCCCCAUCCCCCCGGUCGUCCGGGGGUUGAGAUCCACCCGUAGGAAGGUGGUAAUUUUCACCCCGCCGUUCGCCCCCGGCUUUAGCGCUUAGAAUGAUGAAUGGUGCGCGAAUUUGCCAAAAGCGAACCUCGAGCGCGUGCGCAUGUACAUGUGGGCAUACAGGGGCGGCUCACCGUGCACAGGAAUGGUCACUACCUGGCGAGGGGGGGGGAGGGAGGAAGCCCCCUCUCAUGUGGGUCACAAGAACGAGAACCGGGGGUAUUGCCCGUUUGAAUGGGAUGAUGUUUUAAUGAAACGUUUUGCGGGUAGAGUGCGCGGGAGCUAAAGAAACUCCCCUCGUUUGCCGGAUGUUCUGCCGCUCUGUGGCAAGAGUCGGAGCGAUGCAGUAACUGUCCGUUAGUGGUGGUAGUUUUCCAAUAGGUUACAAUGUGCAGCGCGGCACACAAUAAUGAGCCGCAAAGUGUCUAGUAAUGAGCAGUUGUUUGCGGCACCCCCGGCAGCUGUCUAUCGUUGACUCAUCGCCGGUUUGCAGUGUGCAUCACUAUGCUUCCUGCAUUUGGCGCACGUGACCGCACGGUUUCGCGCUGCGGCCACCGCAGCCGCUGGAUUGAUUGGAGCUCAUUCAUUCAGCUUUAUGGCCCCUUCCUGCCGGUCGGGCCCGGAUGAGUGAUCGCUUUGUGACGCUAACGCGUUCGCGCUCCAAAUUCAGCCACUGCCGCGUCUACUGUGACCACGGUACGUGCCCCGUACGCCGUCCAUGAACUUGGAGCACUUGUAUCUCUCUCUGUCUCUCUGUCUCUGUUGCGCUCAUCCCACUCUGAUGUCAUGCUUUGGUGGCCGAUGAGCCUCCGAACCGAGUCCGCAUCGAUCGUCGAUGAGAUAAUCUUCCGGUUCGGUGGGAUCAUGAGGGGAGAGGGGAAGUGAAGGGCUCCUACCGUGCCCGGGGCGAAUAAAUUAGUUAUGAUUGGAUGAGGUGAGCCGCGCGGGGACGGGUGGAGAAGAUGUCACCGAUCGGCAGAGGUCGCAGAUAUGUGUGCUGGGCCCGCAGAAAUCGGAUAGACUCUCGCAAUGGCGGUGUUAAUUAUGGACGACCGUUCGACUGCUUUUUUGGGCCCGUUGGACCCCUCGCCUCAUCUUUGGCUGGGGGUUUUGCUGUGCUCGCUCCUUGGCUCAGUGGCCGCAUGUAUCGGAUUUCCGUGCCGCCAAAACGACGCAAUAGGUCGGCCGGUGGUGCGGUGAGUCAUGCCGACGCUUUGGCAUCGCACGAGCCUCCUGCCGAAUGGUGCCUGCGCGCGAGUAAUUCUGUCACCAGCGUCUGCAUAAGUCACCACCCAGCAGCAGCAGCAGCAGCGGCAGCACACCUUCGCUGUGGUGGUGUUGUUGUGCUAAAUUUGUGUCCAAAAUGCGUGUGUUUCUUUUUUGGCCGUUGGUGUUGCGCGCUCACAUCUGUGUGUAAGCCACACGGGCAGUCGAACGGAAUCACCUGCAUUGGCGAGACCGGUCGGCCGAUGAAUCAGCACCGCCGGAGUUCCUGGCGCGGAAGCGGGUACGCGGGCGGCAGGGUUGCUGAUUGAGCCGGGGCGUAGAUCAAUUAUCGAUCGCGACGGGAACCAGUCAGCCAGAGCGCUUGCAGUGCUUUCGCCGCUUGCUGGAUGGCAUUUGCAGUGGCAUCCGUUUAUGAUGCUAAUGUGUGUGUGUGUUUGUCCUGUGCAUGAGGGGGGGGGGGGGGGAUGCAGGUUUGUGAGGUGAUGGAAGCCUUUCGGGUGUGUGAAUUUAUGUGAAAUGAUCUCCCGAUCGUACAUCGAUCGUUGUGAGUAGCGUGGGAUAGCUAUGCACAGAGAUGGAUAAGCCAAAGGAUGGAGCGCGCCCGCACGGAAUAGAAGCAUAAAUAGCACACACACACACACACACACAGAUAAACAAACAAAAAGAGAGAGAGAGAGAGAGGAAUGGAGCCAAUCACAAUGAUAAUAAUAAAACAUGAAGUAAUGAAAUCGUAACCACCUUUCUAGUUGUAGUGCAACGAAUAUUUAUUGUAUAGCGAAGCCGAGAACAAGAAAAAAAGAAGAAAGCAAACAAAUGGUUUAUAAGCAGGAAAACGAAGAAUUGUGAGUCUCAGUUGGUAAGAAAUAUUACAAUCAUACAAUAAAAAAAAUCGCAUAAACCAUGUAGAGGAAAAUGCAAGGAAGAGUAAACAACACAAGAACACGAAUGAAGAGCAUUAAAAAGAUGAAUGUUAGCAAAGGAAGUGUGUUUCGAGACAAAGUACCAGCAGAAAAGCGAAUCGAAAUGAAAACACGAACGAAAUGCAAACGAGAAGCUAGCGACGAGAAGUUCCAACAAAACAAGUAAAUAAGGCAACAACAAAAAAACAAUUGGAAAAUCCCUUAAUAUUAAGCGAACGCCACAUCUACUAGAGUGUGCGUGUGUGUGUGUGUGUGUCUGCGUGAGUGUGUGUGUGUACUUUUUUGUUAUAAUUUAGUCAGGUAUUUAUCGCAACAACAAUAAGAAGAAGAAAAAAAAAAGGAAAACGAAUGUUCAAUUAACUAGCAAAUGGAUUCAAUUCCAUUUCCCUUCAGUUCCCCGAUUCAGUAUUUGCAGUAUUGAAAAGCUACCAAGUUGUAGAAUGCAGCAGCCGCACACAUACACUGAAAUGAUCGUUGUUCUUGUUCCAUUUACAUGUGCGAUUGUUGUUACUCUUGCAGAACGCGUUGGUGGCUUUUGCAGUGGUAGAGUUAGUAAAAUAGUGUGAACAUAAAACAGCAGAGUGGAAAACAGAAGUCAUUUAGCUUCCAGAGUGGCAUUUUCAAUAAAUAGGAAACGAUGUCAACUGCUAACGUUUGCUUCAAUUGGUUGUAUGCUGUAAAAGCAUAAUGAUUUGAGAAAUGUUGGUGUAGGUGUGUAGAGCAAGCACAGACGCAGAACAAAAAAACAGAAACAAACCACUCCAGAAAAAAAACAAAUCUCUGCCCAGUCUUCGGAAUCAGAUGUUCCUACCAAUUGUAAUAUUUAAUUAGUUAUCACACCCUGUUGUUUGUAAUUUACUUCAUCACGUGCCCCUCCAAAACAAAGAAAGAAUGCUCCCCAGCACAGUAAUUGGACCAGUUGGUAUGAUGGGCCGGUGUGCAACAAUUAGCGCGCUGAGCGUCAUCGCGGGUUCGAACAGCAGCUGGAAUGCGUGUGAGUGUGAGACACCUUUUGAGGUGUUGGAAGCAUUUGGUGGUGCAGUAGUUUAGGAGAUGCCACGUGCGCCCAAAGUCCCAGUCCAGUUGUCGAAAAGGGCCGUACAGUCCGCAGCAUGAUAAGGCACAUUUAGGGCACCAAAGAGCACAGAUUUCAUGAAACAUCCAUGAAGGAGAAGCAAGGAUGCUGAGCUCUUCUCGGCAAGACAAGAGCUAAUUUAAUCAAAAUCGGUUAAAAGGGAAAGCGUUUGUAAGUUUUGGAAGCGCGUAACGCACCAUGUGAACGGUAGAGUGUGGAACGAAACUUAAUGAUGCUGUGAGGGGAGACGUAUUAAGAGGACACUAAGGAAAGCAAACAAACAUACACAAAAACACAAAACAAACCAUGCACACACAAAAACAAAUACAAAC